Molecule: messenger RNA, 4904 nt
Organism: Chelonia mydas (Green sea turtle)
Lineage: Eukaryota; Metazoa; Chordata; Testudines; Cheloniidae
Gene: NR1D2
Product: nuclear receptor subfamily 1 group D member 2
Exons: 8
Coding region: 18-2117 (699 amino acids)
Biological process (GO): cell differentiation; positive regulation of transcription by RNA polymerase II; hormone-mediated signaling pathway
Molecular function (GO): RNA polymerase II cis-regulatory region sequence-specific DNA binding; zinc ion binding; nuclear receptor activity
Source: RefSeq, a predicted model, not a curated record
CGGUGGAGGUGAGUCACAUGGUCAGUGCCGCACUCUGGCUCUCCCCUGUCUCAGUCGCUUUUGUUGUAAAGGGGAGGCAGCCGAGGAGCAAAGCAGCAGCAGCCGUCCUGCCAGGGGCCAGCCCAGCCGGAAACCUCCCCAGCCAGGCUCUGCUGCUGCUGCUUUGCAGAGAGGCGCGCAGCCAGGGCUGGGGCAGGAGCGCCCGCGCCGCAGAGACGGCCGCGGCACCGUGCCGACUGGCGGGCAGCCUGGGGGCACAUGUAGAGGGGCAGCGGCAGCGAGCAGGAGAGUCGGGCGUGUUAGUCCUGCUUGGGCGCAGAGCGGCGCGCCCGCCAAUCCGGAGUUUCGCGGUCCUUGGUGCCGUCUCGCCGGAGGAGGAAACUAUGGAGGUCAAUGCAGGGGGUGUGAUUGCUUACAUCAGCUCUUCAAGCUCAGCGUCUAGCCCAGCCUCUUGUCACAGUGAGAGCUCAGAGAGUAGUUUCCAGUCAUCCUCUUCGCCUGUACCAUCUUCACCAAACAGUUCCACCUCUGAGAGCAGCUGUAACAGUAGGAGCAGCGAGGGUUCUGACGGCGCACCAAAGAAUGAUCAGCUAGAUGAUGCCGUUAAAACAAGUCGGUCGAGUGCUGCUGGAUUGACCAAGGGCCAUGGUGGACUUACAAAAUUUAAUGGCAUGAUCCUCCUGUGUAAAGUCUGUGGGGAUGUUGCUUCAGGAUUUCACUACGGUGUGCAUGCUUGUGAGGGUUGUAAGGGUUUUUUCAGAAGAAGCAUUCAGCAAAACAUUCAGUAUAAGAAGUGCUUGAAGAAUAACAACUGCUCUAUAAUGAGAAUGAAUAGGAACAGAUGCCAGCAGUGCCGCUUCAAAAAAUGUUUGUCUGUUGGAAUGUCAAGAGAUGCUGUUCGAUUUGGCCGCAUUCCUAAACGUGAAAAACAGAGGAUGCUGAUUGAAAUGCAAAGUGCCAUGAAGACCAUGAUGAACAGCCAGUUCAAUGGUCACUUGCCAAAUGAAACAUUAACAGAACAUCAGGAGCAAGCGCUGCCAUCGUCUCAAGAAGAGCUUACAUCCAAACCCCAACAAGAGCUGGAAAACAUCAGAAGUCCAUCUCCUCCUCCUCCCUCUGACAUUGCGAAGGAAGAAGUGAUUGGUUUGGUGACCAGAGCCCACAAGGACACCUUCAUGUACAACCAGGAGCAAUCAGAAAACCCAGCUGAGGCCAGGCAGCCCCAGAGCGGGGAAAGAAUUCCAAAGAACCCCGAGCAAUAUAGUUUGAAUAGCGACUAUUGUAGCAGUGGGCUUAGUGACACCCAUUAUACCGAGAGUGAGCAACUUCUUGCUGGACAAUACAAAGGGAGACAUGUAAUGCAUUAUCCAAAUGGGCGCACCGUUUGUUUCACAAAUGGCCACUGUAUGAACUUUACCAAUGGUUAUACUCAAAGAAUGUGUGAAAAGAUCCCAGAAGAUGGGUUUUCGGCAAAUGAGAACAUACAUAUAUACUCAUGCAACACUGGAGGGAGAAUGCACCUGGUUUGUCCAAUGAGCAAGACUCCCUUUGUGGACCCAAGUAAGUCUGGCCAUGAAGUCUGGGAAGAAUUUUCGAUGAGCUUCACCCCUGCAGUGAAAGAAGUGGUGGAGUUCGCAAAACGCAUUCCAGGGUUCCGAGAUCUUUGCCAGCACGACCAGGUCAAUCUUCUAAAGGCUGGGACAUUUGAGGUUUUAAUGGUACGGUUUGCAUCUUUAUUUGAUGCAAAGGAACGUACUGUCACCUUCCUUAGUGGAAAGAAGUACAGUGUGGAUGAUCUGCAUUCAAUGGGAGCUGGCGAUCUGCUCAACUCCAUGUUUGAAUUUAGCGAGAAACUAAGUGGCCUGCAACUUAAUGAUGAGGAAAUGAGUUUGUUUACAGCAGUUGUCCUGGUCUCUGCUGAUCGAUCUGGAAUAGAAAAUGUUAACUCUGUGGAGGCGCUGCAGGAGACACUAAUUCGUGCACUAAGGACCUUAAUUAUGAAAAACCAUCCAAACGAAGCCUCUAUUUUUACAAAACUUCUUUUGAAAUUACCUGACUUGCGUUCCUUAAACAACAUGCACUCUGAGGAACUCUUGGCCUUUAAAGUUCACCCAUAGGCCUUUAGCUCUUAUUUAUACAUGAACUUGCCUCAUGUUAAGCUGUAUAUUUUGUGCUAAAAUACUUAUUUAUAUGUUUGUACCACUUGUUGGAGAAGAAAAUCUCAUUGACUCUUAGUGAUUGGUUGAUACGCCGUAACCUUGCAAUAACAUUUCAGAGUGAGUACGUCCAGUGGUUAGCAACGUGGCAUUCAGAGUUCAUCAAACUAUCCAGAAUCAUCAGUAUGUUGACUGUAAAGUUUUUCACUCAACAGAAAGACCUGUCAGCUUCCUCUGGUGAAAAUCAAAAGCAUAGUGGCUGUGUGAGAAAUGAAAGAAAUGACAGUUGGGCUUUCCCAUAUCUAACGCAUGUAGUCUUGCUUGUCUGGAAAGCUCUUACUAAUUAACUAAUGACCUAUAUAAAGUACAGAAGUGUGUGUGUGUGUGUAUAUAUAUAUAUUUGUGUAUGUAUAUAAAUUGUUCUACAUAAAAAUAUAGACAUAAUUUCUUCACAAUAUUUUAAACUGUGAAGGAGUUAAACUUGCAAAAGCAGAUUAUCUAUGGAAAGAACCAAAAUAGGUGCACUUUGUGUAUUGCUGAACUAAUUAUCUGACCAUUUAUAAUUUUUGGAAAACAGCAAAUUUGCAUUGAUAUGCUAUAUUUGUUAAUAAAAGAAAUACUGUGACACCAAAAUUGCAGUCAGGUCCAACUUUAUAACGAGAACUAUUAACUGAAAGAGAAUUGUUUAGGGUACUAGUUAGAUUGAUUAUUUGUUGCAGCUAAGGUUCUUACCUUGUGCUGAUAGUGGUUAAAAAGCUGUUGGACACUAGCAUAGCUGAUGAGCAACAGAAUCCAUCAGUUCCUCCUAAAGAAUCAAGGAAAAUUUUCAGGAAAAGUGUAUCCAUCUAAUAUCCAGAUUGCAGGUUUGUUUGUUUUUUCUUUUGGGUUUUGUUUUUUUUUUGUUUUGUUUUGUUUUUUUGCAUGUAUAUUUCUGUGUCCAUUUCUUUCUUACACUACACCAAUUUGCUACUUGACUGCUCAAUAAGAUUUGAAUACAGAGCUGAGAGAGACACCUUGGUCUUUUCCUGUUGUUUUACCGCCAACCUUAAUAUGUAUAUAAAUAUUGGAGCUGUAUGCUUUUUAAAGAACUUUUUUUGUGUACGGAAAACAAGUGCACUCGAUUGUUGGAUAUCAUGACUCGCUUAACAAAACAGAGAGUUUUGGGGGUUUGGGGCUCUGUUUAUUCCAGACAGAAAAAUUCCCAGACUUGAGGGUCUGUUUUGUAUUCUGCUGCUUUCCACCCUAAAAGGGGGGAGGGGGAAUGUUCCUCAUGGAGUUGAAUUUCUUCUGUUAUAGCAGGAAGUGACACCACAGACUCGUGAUUUAAAAAGCCAAAGCAGUAAUGUUAUAAAUAGUCACGUUACUGUCAUAUACUGUGGGAGCAGAAAAUGCUCUUUUUACCUUCAUGUUUAGUUGACUGAUGUUCAAGUUUGACCCUCUAAGGUCUUAAAAUUGUGUAACACUAACUGUUGUCAACUGAUAGAGGGUUGUUGCUAAAGGGUUAAUGUGAUGUGUAAGGGCACAGUCCCUGAAACUUUCUGAUGGCAGAACUCCCAUUAACCUUGCAGGUUCAAAACGCUAUGGACUUCUGCAAAGCCAGUUGAAGUCAGUAUGAGUCUUCCCAAUGACUUCAGUAGGAUUUGGAUCAGGCCCUGGAGAUCCGAUCCUGCACCAUGCAAGUCAAUGGCAGUUUUGCCGCUAACGGUAGUGGUGGGGGUGAGAGGAGGUUUGGGCUGCACUGUAGCAUGAACAUGGGGCCAUCAGUUUUUAAGCAGAAAUCUCAGUUGAAAGGGAUGAGUUCUGCCCAAAAGUGAAUGGCAAGGGAGUCAAACUGAAGGGGAUCUGGAAAGAGUGCAGAUAUAUCCUCGCUUUGCCAAAAAGCAGAGGGGCACAGCCUUUCCCAGUAGCUCCCCCUCCUCCUCAGCUGGUGGGGUGAGAGCUCUCCUCCUGCUUCAAACUACUUCAACCACUGGAAAACAGCCCCCCUUUUUUAAAUGUUUUCAGCAGAUUACAUUUCUAGGGCUUUUCCCCCUCAUUUCUGCAAACACUGCAUUCAACCAAUAUUAUUAGUUUUAACGCUUCACUGACAUGUAUUCUAAAAUGCACAUUUAUGAAAGGACACAAUUGCAUCAUUUGUUUCUGCAAGGAGUCAAGGUGGCUCUUUAAUAUACCCUGUUUCAAAAGUGACGGUCAAACUGACCCCUGAUUUUUGGCUUCUUAUAGAGGCCUCCUCACUAUCUCUCUCUCUCUUUCUUUCUUUUAAAACUUUUAUUAUUAAGCCUUUAGGAAUGUAUAACCAGGACUGUGUAAGGAUUGCUUAUUAAAUUUUAGUUAGAUUCAAUAUAUAUGCAAUAGAUAAAUAUUCUGAUGUGUGCAAUUUCAUUUGAAUGAAAUCUUCCUACAUGUAAUGCAAAUCGAACUUAUAUCAGCUGAAAAACCCCCAGAUUCAUGCCAAAAGGUUUAAUGAAAAAGAAAAAGCUAUUCAAAAUGGCUCAUAUUUCGUGAACUCCAUAACUGAACUUCAGAAAGAAGUUACUUUAGCCAUGUAUUGUGAGCUCACUCUUUUACUGUGUCACUGGUUAUACACUUGUUAAAUGCUGAGAUAAUAGUCUUCAUGCAAGACAUUUAUGAGUACUGUAGAUGGGACUUUGCGGAACGAUUAAUAUAACGUACUGUAUGAAUUUAUUGAAAUGUUACUGAUUGUACAGGUUUGAAAAGAUUAAAUAUGGGCAUUAUGUUAGCAAACAA